UGUUUCACGGUGUACUGAUUUACACUCCAGUGGAAGAAGAAGAAGAAAUAAAGGAGACAUUGCCCUCUGCUGGGAGCCUUUAACCAUAGACUGUAAAAAUAACCUUGUAACCCCGCCUCUCACUGGUCACAUGAGACUCUAAGGCUGUAGCCUGUCCUAUCGACAGUUUGGAACAACUUUGGAAAACUGAGAUUUAUUACCACGUAAACACCUAUUUUUCACCAAAUGAAACUAUGUAGAGGACUUAAUUUCGGACAGUAUGCAGAAAUCACAUUUGGGAGUAGCUGGGACGGUUUUCGAGUCCAGCGGUUGAAGAAAAGCGAUCAUCAGACGAAGUUUCUGUAGGGGAAAAAAGUUGAGUGCAACUCGUCUGUCUGAGGUUUGUGGGACGGGCCGUCUGGCUGGCUGGAUGCGUGUUUUCAGCGCCGAGGAGUUUGGAUAUUCACGAAGGAAACUAACAUAACUAUUUCAUUUGAUGGUGCAGGAUAAUAAUGUUUUGCCAGUUUAAACACUAUAAGAACUUUCAAAAUUAAAAUCCACAAAAACAAAUUAAACUACAAAGAAUAUCCGUUCUUUGUAGUCAGUUUAGGGUUCGUCUUCCAUUUAACUCUGAACCAUUUCUCGUUUUGGAAUCAUUCGUUAUCAUUCAUAAUUAACUGUUCAGUUGUUUUAAUUGGACGCAUCACCUCUGGAAGGCAACAUGGACGCGCGACAGGGUCAGUGCGCGCCCCCGGUGGGGCAGCAGAUCGUGCACGUCCGCGGGGACUCCCAGACGGAUCUGGAGGCUCUGUUUAACUCCGUGAUGAACCCUAAAACCUCCGCCCUGCCCCCCUCCUCUCUGCCUAUGAGGAUGAGGAAACUUCCAGACUCCUUCUUCAGACAGCCGGAUCCCCGAUCACACUCCAGACAGGCCAGUUCAGAUGGGACCAUCGUUGGGUCUCUGACACCUCAUCAUGUGCGUGCCCACUCCUCUCCCGCCUCGCUCCCCAUCAAUGCCCUUUCUGCCCCAGCAACCAGUGCCAUGGCAACCCAGCCGCUCCCUGAUGACGUGCCCCUCCCUCCGGGCUGGGAGAUGACCAAGACUCCCUCAGGACAGUGCUACUUCCUCAAUCACCUGGACCAGACGACCACAUGGCAUGACCCCCGUCUCUCCCAUCUCCAGACCAACGCAGCGGCCCACCUGCUCUCUGCUCCCCCGCCACACACACACACCCUCGCACACCCUGCACCCAACACACACACACAGAGUAACACCAGCUCCAACACAGGCCCCCUCCCAGAGGGUUGGGAACAGGCAGUGACUCCUGAAGGAGAGGUCUACUACAUCAACCACAUCACCAAGACCACCUCCUGGUUAGACCCACACCUAGUCCAGAGUGCUGUAGCCCAGGUGAAGCCCUCAACCCUGACCUCUGACCCGGUUGGCAUUGCAACAGUGGUAACCAAGCGCAGGCAGCAGCUGCAGGUGGAGAAGGACAGGCUGAGGCGGAAACAACAGGACCUGGCCCGUCCAAUCAGACUACAGGAUGUGGCGGUGAGGAGUGGACUGGAGCAUGAUGGGAAAAUGAGGAACAACCAUGUAGACCCCGCCCUCAACGGGGCCCACUCCCGGAACCAGAGUACUGACAGUGGUCUGAGUGUCAGCAGCUUCACACGGACACCUGAUGACCUGCUGAACACUGUGGAACUCAUGGAUACAGGUGACUCUGGAGCAGGCCAGCCAAUGGCAUUCCUGGAGGCAGGCCCAGGGGUGUGCAUGGCUACCGAUGGGGAGGAGCUAAUGCCCAGCAUCCAGGAAGCCCUGAGCUCAGACCUCCUGAGUGACAUGGAUACUGUUCUCUGGUUAUAGACGCACACUAUAGAUACACACUAUAGUCACACACACACACACUAUAGUCACACACACACAUACACUCUAGACACACGCACACACAAUCUAGACACACACACACACUAUACACACACACACACUAUAGACACACACUGUAGACACACACACUAUAGACACACCUACCUGGCUAUAGACUCUACACAACAGUAGUACAUAAUGAACUGAUUUGAUGGGUUAUAGACUACACAACAGGGAACGAGACUCAGAUUCCGCCCCUCCACUUCCUCUCCUGGGUGUUACCUGUCUCCCUUGAACCUAGCUGGCCACUGAUUGGCUGGUUUCCCAAGAUGUAACCCAGUAGACACUGUGGCCCUUGACGACAGGAGAUAGAGCGAAACAUGAUGUGGUACUGAGGAGACACUGUGGCCCUUGACGACAGGAGAUAGAGCGAUACAUGAUGUGACACUGUGGCCCUUGACGACUGGAGAUAGGGAGAUACAUUAUGUGGUACUGAGGAAUGUGCCUAGUGUUUUCUUCCUCUAUCUCUCCCUCUCUCCUCCCCUCUCCUCUUUAUGUCUCUCUCUCCUUCCCCCUCUCCUCUCCCUCCUCCUUUCUCCCUCCCUCCUUCCCUUUCACAGGAGAGAGAAUCUUCAGUUUGCCUUUCAUCCCUGUAUACCUCACACCUGCCUUUCCCUUCCCAUAAGUAUGUAUCUUUGUUAGUUAUGCCUACAUAUAUCAACAAACAAUCUUCUUUAGAAGUGGUACAAUUUCUCAACGUGUUGUUUAACUUGCAGGCUGCUAAAUUGUGAGGCAUGAGAGAUUAACAGAAUAUUCCUCCACAUCAGCAGUUGUAAUAGAAUUUACCAGUUAUAACGUACAUCCAGAGCCUUCAUAAAGUAUUCACACCCCUUGACUUAUUCCACAUUUUGUUGUGUUGCCAUGUGGGAUUAAAAUGCAUUUAAUUGUCAACGAUCUACACAACAUACUCAGUAAUGUCAAAGUGGAAGAUUUUGACAUGAGGUACUUUUGAAGUUGGAAGUUUACAUACUCUUAGGUUGGAGUCAUUAAAACUUGUUUUUCAACCACUCC
Oncorhynchus mykiss (rainbow trout) is the source of this 2920-nucleotide messenger RNA. Its product is annotated as transcriptional coactivator YAP1. The record is from RefSeq and is a predicted model, not a curated record. Gene Ontology annotation, biological process: positive regulation of transcription by RNA polymerase II; hippo signaling. Gene Ontology annotation, cellular component: cytoplasm; nucleus. Gene Ontology annotation, molecular function: protein binding; transcription coactivator activity. Lineage: Eukaryota; Metazoa; Chordata; Actinopteri; Salmoniformes; Salmonidae.